Molecule: messenger RNA, 1482 nt
Organism: Gaeumannomyces tritici R3-111a-1
Lineage: Eukaryota; Fungi; Ascomycota; Sordariomycetes; Magnaporthales; Magnaporthaceae
Exons: 1
Coding region: 297-1031 (244 amino acids)
Biological process (GO): deadenylation-dependent decapping of nuclear-transcribed mRNA; positive regulation of catalytic activity; deadenylation-independent decapping of nuclear-transcribed mRNA
Cellular component (GO): P-body
Molecular function (GO): mRNA binding; enzyme activator activity
Source: RefSeq, a predicted model, not a curated record
CUUCGCCAUUCAUCGCAGGCAGCUGUCGUCGACGGCGCGCAACAACGACUGGCAACUAAGCAUAUACAAGCCGAGCAGCCUCACCCGCAGUACAAGAGUCUACAGGAUCCCUACCGAGUGCUCCGUCUCCCCUGCACCCACCCCACUGAAACGUUACCUGCGUCGGGUAAAUCUGCCUCCUUAUACUCCGAACCACGUCCGCUUCGUCCAACCCGCUAAGAAACUGCUGCUGGGCACGGUUCGCGCUGGUAGCGACCAUCGUCCACGGCGCAAGCCCGAUCCCGAUCCCCGCAGACAUGAGCCGCGCGACACCCCGCAAGUCGCGGCACCGACACAGCGCCAGCGGUGGCGGCGGCGGCGGCUCCAAGGCGACUGCAGUGGCCACCGACUACGAAUCCGAUGCGGCCCAGUACAUGGAGGCGCGAGUCGACGCACCGCAGGUGCUGCAGCCGAACCGGACAAACACCGAGAUAAACCUCAAGGUGCUGCAGCGCUACCUGCCCAGCAUCCAGUCCAUCGCCUCCAUCGCCGCCAACGCCGUCGUCUACACGUUCGACCCGGCCACCAACGCCUGGGACAAGUCUGGCGUCGAGGGCACCAUGUUUGUGUGUGACCAGGAACCGCUGUCGCUUGGCGGCUCCGGCAGCCUGCCGCGCAGCUGCGUCUUUGUGCUGAACCGCCGGGCCCUCGAGAAUGUCAUCAUCGACCUGGCUGUUGUCAACCACUACGAGAUCUCGGCCGAGCUGCUUAUGUUCAGGCUCGAGCAGCCAGCCGAGAAGGUCCUCGGGCUGUGGAUACAUGCAGACCAGGACGACACGCGGCAGAGCAAUGCCAGCAUCAUCGAGGAGCGCUGGAAAGGGGUGCGUGAUGCCGGCGAGGUCGCUAUGGGGCCUCAGCACGGCAAGACUGUCGGCGCCAUCGGGGCAACAGAGGAAUCACUGGGCCCAGCAAUGCAGGCUAUUGGCCGCAAGCUGAGUCUCAGCGACUUGUUUGGACGGACAAAGGAUGCUGCCCAUGAUCCUGGCCCAUAGACUUUGCUUCAUUGAAGACAAGAAAAAUGAAAAUGAAAAUGAAAAAAAAAAAAACCAUUUUGGGAAUAUGCGAAGCUCCCAUACUUGGCUGCCUUGGGCUAUGGGCCCUAUCGUUGGCACUCCUACUGUCUACUUCUAUAACCACUAUCAGCUCAUUCUAAAAGCAUGGCAUGGGUCGCCGCCGCAGACAUCAGAUAGCACAUGUAACCACCCAGGCAUUGACCAAGCCAUCUGGACAGCGAUGAGAGGGGCGUGCCCCCAUCUAGUGUGUGGGUAGGCAGCGGUUUUCCUAAACAGCAGAGGGUGGUCGGGCCAAUGCACACUCAAAACUGAAUAUACAACCCCAAAGUAGAUACCACACCAUCCAUUGCAGUACGUUCUCGCUCGGGACCGCAGAAGAACUGCAAGUAAACUAUGACCCCUUGAGUCUAGUUUAGGCGAGGGCUUCCGA